Molecule: messenger RNA, 969 nt
Organism: Lactuca sativa (garden lettuce)
Lineage: Eukaryota; Viridiplantae; Streptophyta; Magnoliopsida; Asterales; Asteraceae
Product: chaperone protein dnaJ 20, chloroplastic
Cellular component (GO): chloroplast
Source: RefSeq, a predicted model, not a curated record
CACUAUAUAUUCACACACAAACUCUACUUUUUCCACGAUUCAACAAACAAAAAUUCAAAAGAGCAUGAUCAACUCUAAACCCCUUUCUUCACGAACCCAAACUCGCUUUCAUUGCCCCUCAAAUUCAUACAAAACUUCAUUCAUCACAUCUUCAUCGCAUAUUUCCUUCAGUUUCAGAAAUACCCAUCUCAAAAACCCCGUAAUAUCAAUCAGGACUACCCGUAACUCACCACCCAAAUCCGCCGCCACCAACCAGUUGUACACACCGUCGCCGGAGGAAACCUUGUAUGACUUGCUGGGCAUACCAGAGAGCGGGACACUCUCCGAAAUCAAACGAGCGUACAAGCAAAUGGCGUUGAAGUACCACCCGGACGUAUCGCCGCCGGAUCGGGCCGACGAGAAUACGAUGAGGUUUAUUAAGGUCCAGGAAGCGUACGAGACGUUAUCCGACCCGGAUGCUCGAGCUCUGUAUGAUAAUACCAUGGCGAAGGGAUUGCCCUCGGCUUUCUCCGGGAAGAAAGGGUCCCGGUUUGAGGUGAGAUCGGAGGAGAAAACACGGUGGAAACAGUCGUGGCAAGAGCAGGUGGUGGAGCUGAAACGGAGGAGGACGGUGGAUCAGGGAGGGAGGAAGUCGUGGGCAUCCCGGAUCCGAAAGCAACGGAGUGAAACAUGGGCCCAUGGGGCGGACCCGGGUCAAUAAGGGUCUAUUUGGCUAUCGGAAAACUAAAUAUUAAGGAUCAUUGAAAAUUCUCAAAGAAGUUAUGUUCAAUAGAAAUUAUGUAAAAUGUGAUAAAGAUGAUAGGGAUUGUUACUAUAACAAUAAUACAGUUUUGACAUAAAUUAUGUGGGAUGAUAAUGAUAAUUGUUAUAUUAUUAUAACAAUUUGGAUUUUGUUUGUCGAGCGUUGCAGCCACUUCAAUCCGUUUUGUAGUUUGAAUUUUGAGGAUUAUGUUGAUAAAAGUUUGAUAU